CUCAUACACACCACCUCUCUCUCUCUAUAUAUAUAUAUAAACGCACAUAGUACAUACAUCCAUACGCACGUUCAUAACUAACUUCCACCUCUUCUCCCCCACUUUUUGCGACUUUGAUUCAUACUACUAAUUUGAAGCCCGCCACGGUUCAAUCCCGAGAGAUAACUGAAAUUUUGAACUACUCCGAUCAGUGAUUUGAAGAUGAUUGGAGAAUUCGUCACCAGUUGCUUAAUAUUGGUACUAGGAUAUGCAUAUCCUGCUUUUCAAUGUUUCAAGACUGUAGAGAAAAACAGAGUUGAGAUUCCGGAACUGCGCUUUUGGUGUCAAUAUUGGAUACUUGUUGCGAUUAUCACAAUUCUUGAGAGGAUUGGGGAUGUAUUUAUUUCAUGGUUGCCAAUGUAUGGAGAGAUGAAAUUAGCGCUCUUCAUAUACCUAUGGUAUCCCAAAACUAAGGGAUCCGGAUACAUAUAUGAUAGAUUGUUGCGACCAUAUGUGUCAAGGCACGAAACAGAUAUCGAUAGAAGUUUAAUCGAAUUUAGAGAGAGGGCAUGGAACUUAGCAAUAUACUAUUGGCAGAACUGCACAGAACUUGGCUCCACCAAGAUCCUCCAAUUUCUGCAAUUUGUGUCUUCACGGAGUACUCAGAAUCCCGGGAACCAACAAAGGGUUAACACCACUCCCGAGCCCAGCGCGCCACAUGUGGGUUUCAUGAAUAGUCCGCAGCCAUCGCAUUUUAGCCAAGCGCCAAGCUCGAAGAAUGAGACACAUUUGGUUAGGCCUGAGGAUUUGAUUGUUUCUGAUUCAGACAGUGCUGGUGGAUUUAACUUCAAAGAGAAAUUGGGUUUGGAGAAAGAUGUUUCGACGGCUAAGCACAGACUUAGGCGCUUCAUAGAUGGCAACUAGUCAAAUGAUGUUUUAAAAAUUUGUUCAUUCUUUUUAAGAUUUAGAUAUUGUAAAUAAUCGAAAUUGCAUUGCCAGUUAGAAUUCAGUCAGUCAGUACCCAAUUUUUAAUGUACUCUAAUUUUAGCUUGUGGCUGUUGAUUCAGUACCUUUCAAUUUUCA
Messenger RNA from Salvia splendens (bonfire salvia), 1062 nucleotides. Its product is annotated as putative HVA22-like protein g. Lineage: Eukaryota; Viridiplantae; Streptophyta; Magnoliopsida; Lamiales; Lamiaceae. The transcript is spliced from 7 exons. Bases 202 to 903 code for a protein of 233 amino acids. The record is from RefSeq and is a predicted model, not a curated record.